AUGCGAAUCCUCGCGCCGGCAAGCACACUGCCCUGUACUGAGAACAUAAACAGCCGUGCCACACCCUUUUUCACUUGUGCCUUUCAGAUAAACGGCAACCACGGACCGACAAGAACAAAACUGACCGGGAAAACUUGGGCAAAAGCCUUGAUCCUGUGUAUCAAUCCGUUAAUCCGUGGAUCGUGUAGAAGGAAACGCCAAGACAAGCGGUACUUUGAGGCCAAGGUCACCUUCCGAUUUCGCGUCCCCCUACUCUCGUUCGGCGCAAGUUCUGAGAUGACGUCGGGCAUAAAGCCAUCAGAAGAAUGUUUGGAAGUUUUCAACAGGAUUAAGAUGCAGCACACGAACAUGUACGCAAUAUUCAGGGUGGAAAGUGAAGAAAUAAUCGUCGAUAAACUUUCCGAUUCAGGUGCAAAGUAUGAAGACUUUCUUGAAGAUAUGCAGAGGCGUGCUAAUACAGGCUGUUUCGCCGUCAUAGAUUUCCCAUACAAACGGGGUAUGUCGACGGAUUCGAAAUUGGUGUUUGUUUCCUGGGUUAAUGACCAGCUUCCUACAAGAACGAAGAUGCUUUAUGCAUCAUCAAAAGAGUCUCUCAAAAAGAAACUCGAGGGGAUCAAAUUAUUUUUACAUGCAAGUGAUUUCGACGACCUCUCUGCUGAUUCAUGGAUCGGUUCACCAACUUUUCACCAUCGAAAAGUUCCCGGGGCUUCCUCCUGGAUCCAUCACCUGUUGUCAGGACUGUCCACGCUGGACUGGUGUAAGCCUAGCUGUCCUCACUGUCUACCUCCUAUUGUUGGUGGACGUAAUUCUGUGGUGACUGAAACUAAAACGUCUUAUACGAUCAAUAGCUUAUUCACUGGGUAUUUAGGACAGUUACCUCUGGUCAAGUCUAUAAGAUCAGCCUUUACUUUAAAUCCCGGCCGCUUCGCAGAACGUCAUUUUAUUUUGCAUUCGCAGUCCGCGGGGUGGCUUAGUGGUUGGAGCGCGAAUUUACUGACCGGAGGGUCCGCUGUUCGAACCCGACAUCUACCCCUCAACUUCCCCUGUCUAGGCCAUCAUGCUCCCUUCCGAUGGCGUGGCGUUCUGUUAACUACACUUGCUCAACAGGGCAUGCCCCAGAAGUUUGUAAACAUAAUCCGAUCUCUAUAUUCACAUACUUCUGGGCGGGUGAAGGUGUAUGGUGAGCUCUCCAAAAGCUUUCCUACAAAAAGUGGUGUCAGACAAGGAUGCCCACUCUCCCCAUUCUUGUUCAACUUCGUCACCGAUGAAAUAAUGAGGCGAACACUGGACGGUUUUCAAAACUCCGGUGUUCAAAUUGUUGCUGGCGAGAGCCUUGUCAACCUGGAGUACGCAGAUGACAUCGCCCUCAUCUUUGAAGACCUUAGCGAAGCACAAGCCCUGUUGAAUAAACUGACCGCCAUCAUACCAGCAUUUGGCAUGCGCCUUGCACCUUCAAAUGAUAAUGCAGAGCGGAAUGGUUUGGUACGAAUGGUAAAACAAUGUUCAGACGCCUGCAAACGAGCAGAAAAGUGA
Molecule: messenger RNA, 1533 nt
Organism: Opisthorchis viverrini
Lineage: Eukaryota; Metazoa; Platyhelminthes; Trematoda; Opisthorchiida; Opisthorchiidae
Exons: 8
Coding region: 1-1533 (510 amino acids)
Biological process (GO): actin filament depolymerization
Cellular component (GO): actin cytoskeleton; cytoplasm
Molecular function (GO): actin filament binding
Source: RefSeq, a predicted model, not a curated record